Durusdinium trenchii is the source of this 1083-nucleotide messenger RNA. NCBI's taxonomy places the organism in Eukaryota, Dinophyceae, Suessiales, Symbiodiniaceae. The record is from the annotation of a GenBank genome assembly.
AUGAGGGCUACCCUGAUGUGCCGCCACCCGAAACCCAGGGCACCGACACCAGGCAAUAUGGCAUGCAGGCCUAUGCUCAGGGUGGUUCGCGGCCCAACAGCCAGUCGCGACAGCCCUUGCAGCAACAGCCGCAGCAACAGGAAGGCUUCCACAGCGGCGUGGCGCAACAGUGGUCCAACAACGUGCAACGGAACAUCGUGGUGCACCAGCAACAGAACGACCCGAACUUCACGGGGCCGAAGAAGCCCCAAGGAUAUCGAGUCUCACAAUCUCCUGGGGGGGCCCAGCUCCAUUAACCUCUCCUGGAACGAGGCUCCCAACCGGGCUCCGUCGCCCGCACGGGUGGCCAAGCCGGAGGCGCCGGUCGGUGGCGCUCGUGGGGCCUCCCCUGCACGCAUGUUGGAGGUGGUUCAUCCAAGCCGCUUGCCUUCUGGCGUGGCCGCUGUCCCUCAGGAGGGUGCUGCCGGCCUGGCUGGUCCUCCAGCCCAGCGACACCCCUGCUAUGGGGAUCCGCAGGUGCAUGCGGGCGGUGCGGCUCCACGAGCGAUGCCCAGCUAUGAUCCACAGGCAGCCGGUCUAGCACACCCGCCUGCUGGGCGACACCCCUGCUAUGGUGACCCGCAGGUCAACCUCGCUCAGCCUAGCGGGCCCAGUACGCAGCAGGCACGUCCUCUCUAUGAUCCGCAGGCGCCUGCCGCAGGGGCCAAAGCGCCCGCGCCUGCACAACGACACCCCUGCUAUGGGGAUCCUCAGGCAGCAGCGCUGCCUCCAAGGCGGACGCCUUCGCCCUGCAAUGGUCGGGCGAAAGAGGUGCCGAUGGCGGCCGCUGGCUUUCAGGCGCAUCAGAUGCAUCGAGGAGGUGCUCCCUACGCGUAUGAUGGAGGUCCAGCAGCGGGGCUUCCACCUCCUUUGCCGCGGGAGGCACGCGCGCAGGACCAGCCCUUGGGCCGCGAGCAGCCGCGCGUCUCCUCCAACGCGUAUGCGUGCGGCGGCAACCAGAACUGCGGCAACGUCAUCACCGACCGGCGCUCGACGCGGGUGGCCCAACCGCCUGGUGGGAGCUCCUCGAUUUGCUUCGGUUAA